This is a messenger RNA of Gambusia affinis (western mosquitofish), 2547 nucleotides long. RefSeq names its product protein phosphatase 1, regulatory (inhibitor) subunit 14Aa (gene ppp1r14aa). Lineage: Eukaryota; Metazoa; Chordata; Actinopteri; Cyprinodontiformes; Poeciliidae. Bases 128 to 610 code for a protein of 160 amino acids. Gene Ontology annotation, biological process: regulation of phosphorylation. Gene Ontology annotation, cellular component: cytoplasm. Gene Ontology annotation, molecular function: protein serine/threonine phosphatase inhibitor activity. The transcript is spliced from 4 exons. The record is from RefSeq and is a predicted model, not a curated record.
CCCACCCCCACAUAAACAUCCGGACAGCCCGCAGAGCCGCUGCUGUCGCCUCCCAGCGCCUCCCAGCUUUCCGCUCUUCAGUCAAGCAGAAAGGCGAGAAGCGAGUGAGAGGAAGCUCACAACAGCGAUGGCAACUGACGGCAGCGGGACACCGCUCGAAGAAAACGACGAGCCGGUUUCAUCAGAUCUGGAGCUCAGCGGAAACAUCCCGAAGAGGCACGCCCGGGUCACAGUGAAGUACAACAGGAAGGAGCUGCAGAGGCGGCUGGACGUGGAGAAGUGGAUCGACGAAAGCCUGGACCAGCUGUACAGGGGUCAGGAGGCCGACAUGCCGGAGGAGGUGAACAUUGACGACUUGAUUGACCUUCGUACUGAUGAGGAGCGAAUCGUGAAGUUAAAGGAGCUCCUCCAAAGCUGCAGCAAAAACACUGAGACUUUCAUCAAGGAGCUGGUGGCAAAGCUGGUGGGGGUUUACAAGCAGGAGGAUCUGCAGAGUGAAGGCAUUGAGCAUCCCGUCAUCUGCCACAGCCUCCACCGCCACGAGCCCUACCACUUCAACAACCCGCAGCACCACUUCCAUCACACACAAGGCCACAACCAGAGUCUCUGAUGAGAACCGGAUCCGCGUGUAGACAAACUGACACACAAGGUUGGCUGUGUUGGACUAAAAGAUUCAGGGAUCGAUAGAGCAUCAAAUAUACUGACGCAUUUCAAAUGUAAGGCUCUCCUGCCGAGAGUUAAAAGUAGUGACUCUAUUCACAAAAUGCUCUCAGUUGAAGCAUGAAGGAAUGCAAAGAGAAACCUUCAUUCUGCCAGAGUUAGGAGGCAAACAAAAUCUAAUCUACUACCAGUUAAUGUUUUACCUGCUGCAAAGCCAGUCGAUCUGGUGUCCUGAGUCUGGUACAGAUGCUCCAGCAGAUUUCUACUUUGGUUCGCAACUUAGUUCACGAUUUUAACCGUGAUUUGCAGGGGAUAAAUGCCAGACAUCUUAUCUGUUAUCAAAAUGAUGCUUAUAGUUUCUGUUUCAUCCUUUAUUUCUUUCUUCAAAAGAUUUGUUUUAAAUGAUAAAACUAGCUGCAGUUUCAUCACAAAUGUACGCAAAACUUUGUUAUUGUGAUAAUUAAAAAACCCCACAAUUUCGCAAUCGAGGUGUUUCCAUUAAAUAAGGAAUUGAAUUAAAAAUCACACAUGAAUACGUGAUGCCAUUUAAAAAAACACGCCAUCAUCCUAACGCAGAAACGUUUCACCAAAGGGCAAAUUUUUUUUGAAGCUGCCAUGUUUCUAUUAGGCAAAUCUAUUUUCACAAUUCCAAUUUGCACAAUUAAACGGUUGAUGGAAACGCAGCUACUGAUGAUGUCACUCAGUGGCACAAAGAAGUUGGGCCUGUACUUGACCAUUUUGAGCUGAUUCCAGUUAGACUGUAUUUUUAAUUCUGUUGCUAAUGAGUUCAUGGUGAUCCAUUGAUCCAUUUGAAGAACUUUACCAUAUAUACGCAUUUAGAAAUCAGCUUGAGGUUUAAAAAUGUGCACAUCCAGUUUUUAAGAACAUGGCAGUGAUGUAAUCUGGUGGUCUUCUUAUUUUUAAUGGUUGUGUUUCAUCCUCAGUGGGCUGACUGUAGAGCUGAAACAAUUCAUCAGAGUAAUGGUGAUAAAUCGAUUGUUGAAAUAAUCAUCAAUUUAGUCGUCGAUUAAUUGCUAACUGGACUACACAGACUCAAAAAAGGCCAUUUGCUGAAAGAACAAAAUACUCAGAACAGAUAUUAAGCCAAAAUUGUAUGAAAAAUAUGUACAUUUUGUAUUUAAGAUACAACAAAAAAAACACUUUUGUCUGUAUCCAAAACACUUCAAGUGGCAUCUUUAGCUUCACUUGGUUCAAAUUCUUAAAAAAAAAUAUUUAAAAAAAAUUACAAUUCUAUUAAGCACAUUUUAUAAUCCAAUUAUGAACUAGUUAAUAUAAAAAUACACUGUAUUAAUGCUAACCUGAGCAGGAAGGCCUGAGCUUUUCUCAUCUACACAUUAGAACAAUUUUUAGAUGCAUCCUUUGCUACAAAUGACCAACCAUUCACUAAUGGAAUGGUUUUUAACUCUCCCAUUGAGGCCAUUUUUGGCUGGUUAAGUUGUUAUUGUUGGAUCAUGAACUGUAGCUCUAACAGCAGUUGAGUGCUGCACCACUUUGAAUGUGGUUCUUUCAUGUUCUCUUGGAAGAGGUGUUGAUACGCUCUGGGAGUAGUUUUGGAUGUUCUGUGGAUUAUUGCUCUAACUGUAGCCUUAGAGAUGCUUUACUUAUUGACAUAAAAAUUUGGGACACUUUCUGCAGAUUCGGUCAGGCUAUCUUGGUUUGACAUUAAAACUUGUUUUUGAUGAUCUGAAAUGUUUAAGUAUGACAAAAAUAAGAAAAACAAGAAAUCCAUUAGGGGGCAUUUCACUGAACUGUGUCUACAUAAUGUGAUGCUGGAAAUGAAGCCUUUGUGAUCCCUAAACUUUUCAAUGAUGCAUUUCUGCAGAGAACUGUUAAAAAGUCAACUUAAUAAAAUAAUUUAUGCAACUA